ACUAAUUUCUUAUACAAAUAAAUUUUAAUUUAAUUAAACAUUUAAUAAACAAGGGAUUAUAAUAAUAGACAAUAACAAGAAAAUGCAAACAAUUCAUAAAGUGGAUGGAUUUACUGAAAUCUAUUUCAUGGUUGAUAAAAGAAAAAAAGGUUGGAUUACUAUGCCAGAGUUACGAAAGUAUAUGGAAGAGAAUGAUGUGGAUGAAAAGAUGUUUGAGCGUUGGAAAACUCUAUUUGAUCCUGAAUCUACUGGUCGUAUAACAUUGGAAAAAUUCUCUGAAGUAUUAGGUUUACAAGAAGAAGUUAUAAAUAUUCAAACUGCUAUUCACGGAAAUGAAAUGCACGAUGUAAAUGUUAUACAGUCAGAUAUGAAUACAAAAAUGAAAUUGACUAUUUGUGGACUAAUUGAUGAAGGGAUAUUGAUUUAUCAUGAUGAUUUGAAAUUAGUUGAGUUCUUGAAAGAUGAAUUGGAUAAGUAUUUUGGAAAGUUAUGGAAUGUAAUCAUCAUCUAUGGUCGAUAUUGGUCACGUUAUUGUCAUGAAACAGGUUAUAAUUUUUGUUUUAUCAAAGACGACCGUAUAUUCCUAGUAUACAAGAUUCCGGAUAUAUAAUAGAAAAAUAAGAUAUUUCAAUCACAUUCCAUUCUUGAAGAUAUUUUUGUGAUAACUCUGAAGCAAAAAUGAUGAACACAAAGACUUCUCUUGUUUUGAUAUUUUACGUGUAAAUUUUGAUUCCGGUUUAUUCAUAAGUUUGUCGAAUUCUUUGACUAUAUAACAACCAAUCAAUGAUUAUAUAAAAGUUGGACUUGUAUUUUAGCUAACAAAAAACAUGUGG
This is a messenger RNA of Schistosoma bovis, 833 nucleotides long. Lineage: Eukaryota; Metazoa; Platyhelminthes; Trematoda; Strigeidida; Schistosomatidae. The record is from the annotation of a GenBank genome assembly.